GUGUCCUCCGCAGGCCCCGCCCCCGCUGCGUGCGCACGUCGGGCCGCCCUCGCGCUCGCCCGCUCGCUAGACUGUUCCUGACAGACGCGCGGAGGCUGCUGCUACUGUCGGACGGAAGGACGUGCGUCCGGCCAAGUGGAGCCGAGGCUGGGCCCAAGGAGUAAGGGCAGCAAGAACCACACUCGCAACCAUGUUAAUGGAACUGGAGACCUCCGAGGGGGUAGAAGAGUCAGAGAAACAGAGGUCCGCCCCUGAACGGGAAACCCCCAGCAGGAUGGCUGACCUCUCUGAGCUCCUGAAGGAAGGGACCAAAGAAGCACAUGACCGGGCAGAAAACACCCAGUUUGUCAAGGACUUCUUGAAAGGCAACAUCAAGAAAGAGCUGUUUAAGCUGGCCACUACUGCACUUUACUUCACAUACUCAGCCCUCGAGGAGGAAAUGGACCGCAACCAGCACCAUCCAGCCUUCGCCCCCUUGUACUUCCCCACGGAGCUGCACCGGAAGGAGGCACUGAUUAAGGACAUGGAGUAUUUCUUUGGUGAGGACUGGGAGAAGCAGGUGCAGUGCUCUGAGGCCACCCAAAAGUAUGUGGAGCGGAUCCACUAUGUGGGGCAGAAUGAGCCGGAGCUGCUGGUGGCCCAUGCCUAUACCCGCUACAUGGGGGACCUCUCGGGGGGCCAGGUGCUUAAGAAGGUGGCCCAGAGGGCUCUGAAACUCCCCAGCACAGGGGAGGGGACCCAAUUUUACCUGUUUGAGAAUGUGGACAACGCACAACAGUUCAAACAGUUCUACCGGGCCAGGAUGAAUGCCCUGGACCUGAACCUGAAAACCAAAGAGAAGAUUGUGGAGGAGGCCAACAGGGCCUUCGAGUACAACAUGCAGGUAUUCAAUGAACUGGACCAGGCUGGCUCCUUGCUGGCCAAAGAGAUCGUGGAGGAUGGGCUCCCCGUGCACAAUGGGAAAGGAGAUGUGCGUAAAUGCCCCUAUUACACUGCUAACCAAGACAAAGGUGGGUAUCUUUCCCCUGCUGGGAGCGGAGCAGCCAGCCAGGCCAAGGCGAGGUGCUGUAGCCCUGUGGGAGGAAGGGACUCCCCGGAUGCUCCUGCUCUACUGGGGGGCUCACCUGGGCAUGUGGUGAGCAGAGAGAAGCCAGGCUUGCCUGGGCAGCCAGUCCUUAUCUGUCUCUAGCAGAAACCCCCAAGUGGGGUGCGUCCAGCCAUGGCCUAUCUCCUCCUGACCUGUGUCAUGCUACAGCACUCAAUAAAGUGGACUCUUGACAGCUGCCUCCUUCCUGGCACAGAUGUCAUCCUCGCUGGUCUCUGACAGCCUCCUCCUGCUGUGCUCCAAGACUGCUAGUUACCUUAUAAAUAAGCAUAAAAAACCAUGUACUUGUAUUGAAUAAUUGAUUGUCUAAAAUAGAAAUGUGAACUUAAAUAUUUUUAUUAAUAGGCA
Molecule: messenger RNA, 1453 nt
Organism: Myotis lucifugus (little brown bat)
Lineage: Eukaryota; Metazoa; Chordata; Mammalia; Chiroptera; Vespertilionidae
Gene: HMOX2
Product: heme oxygenase 2
Exons: 6
Coding region: 191-1189 (332 amino acids)
Biological process (GO): response to oxidative stress; heme oxidation; heme catabolic process
Molecular function (GO): heme oxygenase (decyclizing) activity; heme binding
Source: RefSeq, a predicted model, not a curated record